AUGAACGGUGGCCGUUCCAUGUUCACAUUCUACCCGCCUGUGGGGCCCAGCCAGGCGUCUGGUGUUGGUGUCGCGGAUGCUGAACACAAUCGGUCACGAUCGGCGCCACAAAGACAAGACGAGCAGAGUGAAGCUGCUCAGAAGCCUUCCGCAUUUCGAACCGUGAAUGUGCAAGCCGAGCUGAGCUUUAAAGACUUGCCUCAGCUUCCGGUGGUUAGACAGGACGUGUUGUUCAAGAAACCACUUCAUUCCAGGAUGCACAUCAACGUAGAGGCGAAGCUAACAAUGGAUUCGGUGAAGGCUGGUACACGCGCUGCAAGCACAGAAAAUACAGACAGAGGCACGAAGGCGAGUGAAGUUCGUUUCACUCAGGAAAUUAGCGGCAGUGCGGCCGGCAGAACUUCGCGUGGCAGCUGUGCAGGAAGAGGCCGCACAGCCCUACCGUCGGUGUUUGUUUUACGAGACCCAAGUGAGAAACCAGUGUCAAUGUCGCGCCCUCGCGCACUGCCUUCAAACGAUGAGGCUGUUUCCCAUCGCCGUACGGCUGGAGCGAUUGGACGGCGGGAGCCUGGCGGUGCUCCGCGGUCCCUGUCACGCACGAAGGAACAUCAGGAAGACUUUGGGGCUGAAACACGAGCAAGCGCUACACGUCGCGACGAAAGUAAAGCCCGACCCGUUGUUUCUGACAAUACCGCACGUGCUGCUGGCAUCAAACACGCGACGCCAGCGCACCUAGCAGGUGGCGACAGCAAGCCUCAGUCGGACUCGUCCGCUCUGGUGAGUGACUCAACAUCGACCCGCCCUCCGAUAUCAAGCGCCAAAGCGCCAGGCGCCGUCAAAGCCUCCCUUGCGAAACCUGCCUCCUCACUCACAAAGAAACCAACAACGACCCGAGUCCCUGCAACACACCCGGUGGUUCAACGCGAUGCCACACCCGCAGUCUCAAAGAUCCCCGCGAAACACGACGCAUCCCCUCGGCUUCCUCAGGCGCCUGAGGGCGGGAAGGGGGAGGAUGCGAAGGUUGUGGCUGCGAAGAAGCUGCCGGUUGGCAAGGGUUUGCCUGUGGCGAAGAAGGUGGCUCCAGGGGUGCCAGGUGCGAAGGCAGGCGAUGGUGGGGAGGCAGCGGGCAAGGCGGCUGGUGAGGGUGCUGUUGCCGGCGAGGCGGGUGAGAAGGGUGAAGGCGAGAAGGGGGAUGAGGCGAAGGUUGUGGCUGCGAAGAAGCUGCCGGUUGGCAAGGGUUUGCCUGUGGCGAAGAAGGUGGCUCCAGGGGUGCCAGGUGCGAAGGCAGGCGAUGGUGGGGAGGCAGCGGGCAAGGCGGCUGGUGAGGGUGCUGUUGCCGGCGAGGCGGGUGAGAAGGGUGAAGGCGAGAAGGGGGAUGAGGCGAAGGUUGUGGCUGCGAAGAAGCUGCCGGUUGGCAAGGGUUUGCCUGUGGCGAAGAAGGUGGCUCCAGGGGUGCCAGGUGCGAAGGCAGGCAAUGGUGGGGAGGCAGCGGGCAAGGCGGCUGGUGAGGGUGCUGUUGCCGGCGAGGCGGGUGAGAAGGGUGAAGGCGAGAAGGGGGAUGAGGCGAAGGUUGUGGCUGCGAAGAAGCUGCCGGUUGGCAAGGGUUUGCCUGUGGCGAAGAAGGUGGCUCCAGGGGUGCCAGGUGCGAAGGCAGGCGAUGGUGGGGAGGCAGCGGGCAAGGCGGCUGGUGAGGGUGCUGUUGCCGGCGAGGCGGGUGAGAAGGGUGAAGGCGAGAAGGGGGAUGAGGCGAAGGUUGUGGCUGCGAAGAAGCUUCCGGUUGGCAAGGGUUUGCCUGUGGCGAAGAAGGUGGCUCCAGGGGUGCCAGGUGCGAAGGCAGGCGAUGGUGGGGAGGCAGCGGGCAAGGCGGCUGGUGAGGGUGCUGUUGCCGGCGAGGCGGGUGAGAAGGGUGAAGGCGAGAAGGGGGAUGAGGCGAAGGUUGUGGCUGCGAAGAAGCUGCCGGUUGGCAAGGGUUUGCCUAUGGCGAAGAAGGUGGCUCCAGGGGUGCCAGGUGCGAAGGCAGGCGAUGGUGGGGAGGCAGCGGGCAAGGCGGCUGGUGAGGGUGCUGUUGCCGGCGAGGCGGGUGAGAAGGGUGAAGGCGAGAAGGGGGAUGAGGCGAAGGUUGUGGCUGCGAAGAAGCUGCCGGUUGGCAAGGGUUUGCCUGUGGCGAAGAAGGUGGCUCCAGGGGUGCCAGGUGCGAAGGCAGGCGAUGGUGGGGAGGCAGCGGGCAAGGCGGCUGGUGAGGGUGCUGUUGCCGGCGAGGCGGGUGAGAAGGGUGAAGGCGAGAAGGGGGAUGAGGCGAAGGUUGUGGCUGCGAAGAAGCUGCCGGUUGGCAAGGGUUUGCCUGUGGCGAAGAAGGUGGCUCCAGGGGUGCCAGGUGCGAAGGCAGGCGAUGGUGGGGAGGCAGCGGGCAAUGGAGGCGGUGCAGUUGUCGCUGGGGGCGAGGCCGCGCAUUAA
Molecule: messenger RNA, 2454 nt
Organism: Besnoitia besnoiti
Lineage: Eukaryota; Apicomplexa; Conoidasida; Eucoccidiorida; Sarcocystidae
Exons: 1
Coding region: 1-2454 (817 amino acids)
Source: RefSeq, a predicted model, not a curated record